UGUCCUUUUCUCUACUCAAUCACUCUGCUAAAACCCUAAUUUCCCAAACCCUAAAUUUAUCCCCAAAUCAUGCCCAACUCCACAAAUUAGGGUUUUCCAGCUCAACCAUGUCCUCCGAAGAACUGGGACUCAACUCGCAGCAGCUAGUUUUCCACCAAGACGACACCUUGAGGUUCGGAGCACCGCCCCAGCGCCGGGUCGGGGACUCGGGUCCGAAGACCCGAGAGCUCAGCGGCUUCAUCGACGAUCGGUUCUUCCCGCCGCAAGGCGCCGACUUCCGGCGGAGCUUGUACGGCGAGAACCUGGAGCGGCGGGACCCGCCGGAGCCCAGGAACUGGAAUCCGAAUGUGGCCGCCGUGAGGACGCCGAGCGGGGAAGGAUCGGACGACGAUGAGGAUGACGAGGAGGAUGACGUGGAGGAGGACGACGAUGACGGCGACGUCGGAGGGUUGUUCGGAGAGGAGAAUCGGAGCAAGGGCAGUGGUGGAAAUAAUGGGAGUAAUGGGGAGGACAAAAUGGGAAAUGGGAAUGCUAAGCACCAGCAGUUCCAUUCUUCUUUUGGUGGGGCUCUGUUAUUAGGAUCAAGUAGAGAGGUAUUGGAGAAGAACCAUAGUGUUAGCGUAGGGCAGCAGACACUGAAUAAUAACUCCAGGGAUAGUCCUGGCAAUAAUCAUCAGUUGCCUGGAAGGCUUGGGAGUUAUCAGAAUGCAGUUACAGUGGCUGAAUCAUCGGACGGGGACAUGUACUAUUCGCAGUAUUUGCAGGGCUCUGAGGGCUCUGCUGCUACUCAGAAGGAUUCGGUUGUGGAAAAUGGUUGUGGGUUUAGUGGAAGAAAGGAUGCUUUGUGUUCGAGCGAGUCUGGAGACUCAUUGAGGGCGAUUCUCUCUGAUCCUGUGACGGGAGCUCUGAUGGAUGACGCGAUGAUAUUGCCUUGUGGGCAUUCAUUUGGAGGUGGUGGAGUACAGCAAGUUAUUAGAAUGAAAGCUUGCUUCAGCUGUUCUCAGUCAAUUUCGGAAGACUCAAUUGCUCCAAAUCUCUCUCUUCGAAGUGCUGUGCAGGCAUUCCGUCGUGAAGAAGAGUUGCACUUUUAUCGCUCAUCCAAAAGGAAAAGAGAAAGGUCUGACCAGGACAAGGGUGGUUAUGGUGAUUUAGCACUCACGGAUCCUCCUAGGGGUAGAGGUGUUCAGUUUCCAUUUGCUGUGACAGACCGAGUUAUUAUAAAGGGUAAUAAGAGGACACCACAACGGUUUGUUGGGCGUGAGGCAGUUGUAACAACACAAUGCUUAAAUGGAUGGUAUGUGGUAAAGACAUUGGAUAAUGCAGAGAGUGUUAAAUUGCAGUAUCGCUCACUUGCCAAAGUAUCAGAUGAUUCACCAUCCAAGGCACUACCAAGCAAGAUGGCACCUAACUGGCUUUAGGCCUAUAUACAGAAUAUAACGGUACUAGUUUGUUGCUGAUAUGCCGCCCUAUAACUAACGUUGUUUGUAUAAUAAGUUACAGUCUCUAGUUAGAGUUGUAUGUCUUAAGCAAACUGGUGAUUUUUCCGGCCUUGUAAAUUGUAUUGUCACAGAUGCUUCAAGGAGAAGUUAGAAAAUGUAGAUUUAGAUUGUACAAAGAAUAUGUAUCUCACGUUUUCAGCA
Argentina anserina (silverweed cinquefoil) is the source of this 1640-nucleotide messenger RNA. RefSeq names its product U-box domain-containing protein 62-like. The record is from RefSeq and is a predicted model, not a curated record. NCBI's taxonomy places the organism in Eukaryota, Viridiplantae, Streptophyta, Magnoliopsida, Rosales, Rosaceae. Gene Ontology annotation, biological process: protein ubiquitination. Bases 108 to 1418 code for a protein of 436 amino acids. The transcript has 8 exons. Gene Ontology annotation, molecular function: ubiquitin-protein transferase activity.